Zootoca vivipara (common lizard) is the source of this 7003-nucleotide messenger RNA. RefSeq names its product glycosyltransferase 6 domain containing 1 (gene GLT6D1). Gene Ontology annotation, biological process: carbohydrate metabolic process. NCBI's taxonomy places the organism in Eukaryota, Metazoa, Chordata, Lepidosauria, Squamata, Lacertidae. Gene Ontology annotation, cellular component: membrane; vesicle; Golgi apparatus. The record is from RefSeq and is a predicted model, not a curated record. Gene Ontology annotation, molecular function: hexosyltransferase activity.
UCUCACAAUGAGGGAACUGCCAGAAGGCCCUCGGCGCUGAAUCUCAGUGUCCGGGCUGAAUGAUGGGGUUGGAGACGCUCCUUUAGGUAUACUGUACAGGACUGCGGCCGUUUAGGGCUUCAAAGGUCAGCGCCAACACUUUGAAUUGUGUUCGGAAACGUACUGGGAGCCAAUGCAGGUGUCUCAGGACCGGUGUUAUAUGGUCCCGGCAGCCACUCCCAGUCACCAGUCUAGCUGCCGCAUUCAGGAUUAAUUGCAGUUUCUGUGUCACCUUCAAAGGUAUCCCCACGCAGGGUGCAUUGCAGUAGUCCAAGCGGGAGGUACGGUAACUAGAGCAUGCACCACUCUGGCGAGACAAUCUGCAGGCAGGUAGGGUCCCAGCCUGCAUAGACCUAAUACAAAUGAGUUUUCAUGGCGAAAGCAAGCUCAACACCUCUCAUUGAGUUUAUAUAUGUAAGAAGCUGGUUAAUAAUUAUAUUUUAACGUAGGAAGGAUUUGUGUUCUUAUGUAGCUGCAUUGUUUUAUACUUCCUGGGUGUCCCAAAUUGCAAAAUUGCUGCAUUCUGUGUUAUAAAUCAAGCAUUGCUAGGAGUUGUUUCUUUUUGUUCCCCAAUGUCUUAUCAGUAAAAAAUAAAUGGUGUGAAGCAAGCAAAUUUUUAUUCUGAAAGUGUGGCCCAGAGAAAGAAGUUUGAGAACCACUGGACUAGAUAGACAUUUGUGGUGCAAAUCAGGUCCAGUGAAGGGUGUGGCAUGAGGACCAGAUAGAGAUGUCUAGAGCACAGCGUUUGGCCCCGAGCCUGAAUCUCCCCAUCCCUGCUUCAGCAAAUGGAAGUCUUGUCCAAAUUUAUUUAUUUUCAUUAAUGACAUUUUAUAGCCCACCUUUCCCCCCCAAGAUGCUCAAGGUGGUGUGCAUACUUCUCCUCUCCCAUUUCAUUCUCACAACAACCCUGUGAGGUAGGUGAGGCUGAGAGUUGGUGACUGGCCUGAGGCCACACCCAGUGAGCUUCAUAGCCAAGUGGGGGAUUUGAACUUGGCUCUGUCCCAGGUCCUAAGCCAGCGCUCUAGCCUCUACACCACUGCUGGUUCCUCACCUGAGGAGAACAGAAAUGAGCAGGAACUUUGGCAAAAAGAAAUGCAAACAGAAAAUAAGGUAUGUGAGAAAAGAAUUUGAGGAGCACACUACCCAAAACAGGAGUGGUGCGGCAGUUUUACUGCUCACACAUUUGCAGAAUUAAGCAGGGUCUGGUGUUGGUUUGUAAUGGGGAAUGUGUAAUGGGAAACGUGUGUUGAGAUUCCUGCAUUGCAGAAGGUUGAACUUUGCAUUUUCAUCCUAGAUGCAUUUUCAUCCUUCUGAAAAAUAAUCCACAAAAACAAUACACCACAUUAAAUUUAUUGGUCUUUAAAAUGGUGCAGGGCCCUUAGUGGGUUUUGCUGGAUGGUGGCUGUUGGGAGUUGUAGUCUGGGAGGAGACCAGCCGGCCAAAGACUUUGUUAGGCUCACCCUCUAAUCCCAAAUGCUUUUGUGCAGGAGUGGGAGGGUGAUCUAGCUGUGACUGUAUCAUGAAGAGAAGUGGGCACUCUAUAUAGGAUCAGAAACACUCUUUUUCCCAUUUGAUCCUUGUGCAUUUCAAGUGUCAGGGUUUGAUGGAUUUCACCAAAGAAGGGGACAGGGUUUGAUCCUGCUAAUCAGUAAAGAGAAAAAUAACCCAGCCCUGAAAGAAACACCCAGACAAAAGUCGAACUGCUGGUAGAAGGGAAUAAGAUACAAAGCCUAGAAAAAGCACAUUCUGAACAUGGGGGAAAUGGUUUUGUGAGGUUCAAGCAAUCCUCUUCAAAAUACAUUUGUUUUCUUUGGAAAGACAACAUCAUGCAUUCUUUCUACUGGACCUUUUGGUUGUUUAAGUGGGUUCCAAGUUUUAUAGGAUUUUCUGAAGGGAAAAGAAUAACUGCUGAAGUGGGAGAGAGAGUCAAGACAAAGGAGUAAGCUCCAACCAUUUCUGGCUGGGAUCCUGUGUUUUGUUCCACAUGAAGCCAGCCUGAACAAAUUAGCUACCCAAACCAUUACAAGAAGAGGAGGAGGAGGAGGAAGUGGGGUUUGGAUUUGAUAUCCCACUUUAUCACUCCCCAAAGGAGGCUCAAAGCGGCCCACAUUCUCCUUUCCCUUCCUCCCCAACAAACACUCUGUGAGACUUCAGAGAAGUGUGACUAGCCCAAGGUCACCCAGCAGCUGCAUGUGGAGGAGCGGAGAACUCGAACCCGGUUCUCCAGAUUACGAGUCCAUCACUCUUAACCACUACACCAUACUGGCUCUCAUAGUUGCACUUUGUGGGUGUGAUUAUGAUCUGAGAGGGGUACCCUGAGAGACUUUGUCCCUGCUGAAACUGUAGAAUGGCAAGAUUUUAGGGAAUCUGGAAGAAAUCUGUAAGACCAUCUAGAUCAAUCCCCAGAUCACAACCAGAUUCCUGACAGAUGGCAAUUCAGCCUCUGCUUAAAACUCUCCAUUCCAGUGCAAUGCUGGGUUCUUGUAACAUCAGAGGGCCAAAGCAGCCUUCCCUCAACCUGGCUGGGGCUGAUGGGAGCUGUAGUCAAAACUAUUUAAAGCGCACCAUGUUGGGGGGAAAGGUGGACCAAAGGGUGAGAUUAGAGCUCCCAAACCCAAACAGGUAAAAGAAAGUGCUUCUUCAUGCAGCAAGGAGUUAAGCUAUGGAACUUCCUCCCACAGGAGGCAGUGAUGUCCACCAACUUGCAAGGCUUUAACAGGUUGAGACAAGUUCAUGGAGGAGGAUAAGUCAAUAAAUGGAUAUUAGACAGGAUAUCUAUGCUCUGCCUCCACAGUCGGAAGCAGAAAUGCUUCUGAACAGCAGCUUCUGGAGGCCACAGUGGCAGGAGAGUGUGUUGCUCUUUUGCUCAGAUCCAGCAGAGCACCUGUGUUGCACAAAGUUCAAUCCCCAGUUGGCUUAGCCAGCCAGUCAAAGCCAUUUCCCAGGGCGUGGCCGCUGUUGCAUGCCAGCAACUUCUAGGAGUCACAGAUGAGAGCCGAGUCCCUUAGAUAGCAUAACCUCCAACAUUUAUCUGAUGGAAAUAGGCACGUCCUAAGGAAAAGCAGGACAUUCCAGGAUCAAAGCAGAAACUUGGGGUGACUUCUGUUAAUCUGACACUGUCCCUGGAAAAUAGGGAAAACUUGGGAGGAUCUGAGAUAGAACCUGCUCUUUGUCCCGUAAUUCUGUUCUUAAUGUUUUUAUUGCUAGCUGCCUCUAGAGGCCCUGGUCUUAAAAGGCUGGCUGCCUCACCCACUAUUGCUAUUUCACCCCACAUCCUGAAGGUUGAGCUCUGGUCACAGCCCUCCCCUGGAACAAGACUCUGUUUAGGAAUCUGCAGGCCUCGCCCGUCUGAAAAAGGCCAGAAUGCUGGACAAUUUGAAAACAGAGAAACCGAAUGGAUUGCAUUUCUCUUCCAAAACGCUCGCACAUUCUGUUUCUUUCCCUUUCUACAAAAAUAGCAUUGCCAAAGCCACACUAUUCAAAACACUACUUUUGGUCAGGAAGGAAAAGGCCCCGCCUUCAAACUAUGUUAUCCCCCCCACCAUUGCAAUUGCACCAAUUAGAAUGUGAUUCACCAGCUUUUUGCAAGCAAAACAAGGAAACGUGGCAAGCAGCAGCAGCAGAGAGAGACAGAGAGAGACAGAGAGAACAUAAGACCUGGUGUCUUGAGAGAGCCCUUUGCUUGCAACUUGCCCUUCCACAAAUACCCAUGUUUUGAUAUCGAAAACUUCACUCUCUCUCCCCUAUCCCCUGGGUUUCUGUCAAAAUAGCUCAGGAUGUGAGAUCUAGAACAAUCCCUCUUGGAAAUAACAAAACAGGGCUUAAUUUUGACAGAAAGUGCUGGGACAGUUUCCUUUUAUGCAAGUCCUGCCUAGUUCAGCAGAAUAUAGACUGGGCAGGUUACAACUCCACACCCACCCCUACACAGCCUGAUCGCCAGCUCAGAGAAGUCACGUCCAGCCGAACGAACCAGCAUUGCUACUUGCACCUAAAGAUCACAAGAUUGAUGCUGACUUCUCAGGUGAUAAAAUCCACACAACAAAACAAAAGAUGACGCUCUCCAGGGGGAAGACAGCUCUGCUAUGGAUUUCCUUCUUGGCAAUAUUAUCACUGGCAAUUUUUGCUUACCUGGACAGGGAAGGGACAUUAAUGUGGAUGUACAAGAACAGGAGCCUAAAGAUUGCCCAGUUGAAAAACCAGACAGAGCAGUGGCUGGCCAUACGCACCUGGUUUAACUCACGAUAUGAAUAUGCGAAUAAGGAACCAAAGGGGUUGUCAUUGAACAGCUGGUUUGAUGCACAAGCACGAACGGAUAUGCCCACCCUCACCCCUUGGUCAGCACCCAUCAUCUGGGAAGGAACAGUUGGGAAACCGGUCUUGGACAACUACUAUAAGCAGCAGAAAGUCACCAUUGGCUUGACGGUUUUUGCUAUUGGGAGGUACCUGGACAAAUACCUGAAGAACUUCUUGACUUCUGCAAACACCUUCUUCAUGACUGGGCACAAUGUGAUCUUCUACAUCAUGGUGGAUGACCUCACCAAAGUGCCUCUUAUUGAGCUGGGCCCCCUGCGGGUGCUGAAAGUCUUCCAGGUGGAAAAGGAGAGCCGGUGGCAAGACAUCAGCAUGAUGCGGAUGAAGGUGAUUGGGGACCUCAUCGAGAGCCACAUCCGCCAUGAGGUAGACUUCCUCUUCUGCAUGGAUGUUGACCAGGUCUUCCAGAAUGACUAUGGAGUAGAGACACUAGAUGAGUCCGUGGCCCAGCUCCAUGCUUGGUUUUACAAUGCAGACAAGACUGCAUUCAGUUAUGAGAGGCGUCCCGAGUCGGCUGCGUACAUCCCCUACGGGGAGGGGGACUACUAUUACCACGGGGCCGUAUUUGGGGGGACCCCACGGCAUGUUCUGAACCUCACCCGCCAAUGCUAUCAAGGCAUCAAGGAGGACAAGGAACACAACUUUGAAGCGGUGUGGCAUGACGAAAGCCACCUGAACAAAUAUUACCUCCUCAACAAACCAACCAAGGUGUUAUCCCCUGAGUACUGCUGGGAUUAUAAAAUUGGCAUCCCCAGCGCCAUAAGAAAUGUCAAGUUAUCCUGGAUGCCCAAAGAAUAUGAAGAAGUUAGAAGUAACUUAUGAUUCCACGGCCCUCCUAAAAUCACACCAGCAGGGGUCAGUGAACUGUUUCAGCCGCAGGACCGUUUGAGCAUUUUGACUCUCAUCCUCUGCAGGAAGGAGAGCAAACUUUGCCCAAAUAUUUUAGUUCACUAAACUGUGACGCUCUCUCAGCUCUUGUCUAUAGAUUCCUUGGAAGGCUUGUAGAAACCAGAUCUGACUGGCUCGAUGUCGGAAGAGCCUUUUGUGAACAGGUUGUUGAUUUGGUUGCUGCUCUUUUGCUCUCAGGAGAAGCUGUUGAUGUUGGGGACAUUUGUGGAAGCAGCACACAGUUAUGCGCCAAGCUAGGAUCCCUCCACAGUGAGUGGCACGAUGACAUCAGAGAAGUUGGCAUGAUGGUCGCUGUAUUCCUUGGAUGUGCAAAGAAGGGAGAGUUGGAACCAAGGGGUCAGGAGGAUAGCAGUAAAUAGGGGAGGGGUGGCGUCAUCGAGGCCAGGAGGUUGCAUCACUGGGGAUGUCAGGACGUGUAAUUUUUUAAACAAAGAUUUUUGAAUGACGGUCUAAAUCUUGCCUUCCUAAUUGUUCAGUUUUGUUUUCCCCCAAAAUGAGGAUUACUGUACAGGCAAUGUGAGGGGGAAUCUCACUUUAUUAAUGCCAGUUUUUUGGGGGGGGGGUUGCUACCAAAGAACAGGUUCAUGUCGUCAUUUGUUUGUAAAAACAAAGAAACAUGUUUCCUUAGUUGCCGUCCAGUGGUUGAAAGCUCCCUCAUUUUGCUACAUUUGUUCUCUUCAUCACGUAUAUCAUUUUUCCACCUUAAAUCAUCAGUGGGUGCUGUCUAACAAGGUUCUGGACAGCGAGUUGUUCUGGGGCAUUGUGGAAGGGCGUAAAGGUGGCAUCCCCCACGGCCCACCACUUUUUUCAGCAUGUCCCCGCACACCACCUCGUGUAAUGAUGCCCUGUUGGUGCACUGUGAGCAAGUAGCACGGCAGCCACAGGGGCAACUGCUGAGAAGAUCUCUGUGAGUACCAUUGCUGCCUGAGAGGUAAACUCUCCCGUUCCCCCACGACCAUCAUUGCGGUGGCCCCCAACGUAGCCUGAUUGGGAGUCCCCUUUGUAUCCCGUUUCUUUCUUUGUGUAUUUCUUUUCGCUGUAAAUAUUGAAGCCCCUCCACUCAGCCAAAGGUGAUUGUUUUGUUAAUUUAUUUGGUUGCAAAUGAUCCUGGGGUAAUAAAUGCAAAUCCUUAUUUUAUCAAAAUCUUAUGUGUUUCUGCUGGGCAUUGCACCCUGGAGGAAGAUGUCUGUAUAAUGCGCCACAGGGAUAUUAGUUGGGUUGGGUUUUUGCCUGGGGGUGGGGGAAUUGUUUUCAUUGCGGCUGCUGAUAUUGUUAAGCACUACCCCAGGCAGGGUCCAGUUUCCUUGCAAUGAGGGACAGCAGGGGCUGUGGUGUGUCUUUAGGAUAUAUGGUUCAUUUACACAUCUAUACAACCGGAGCCUGAGAUGGGAGGGGCUCACAGCAUCUUCACCCAAGAAGCUCUUGCUCCCCCCAUAGCCAUGGCCUUGGACAGGGGUCCUUGGAGAGUUGAGAACAUCAAAUGAAAAGAAUCCAAGAGCUCUGGCCAGGUAAUGGCCAGGUAAUUUUUAUAAAGUUUUAAGUUGAGAACAAUAAGACAAAUUCCAGUAGCAAUCCAGUUUUUAGAAAUCCAGGACAAGGCCCUGUUUCAGUUUAUUCUUCAUCAGCUCUAGUUUCAUAGUUUCAAGGUCCAAGCGUACCAUUCAUGAAAACAUGAAUUGGAUUCUUUUCAUUUGAUUUUGUUGCACAGGGGUCAGCAAACUUUUUCGGCAGGGGGCCAGUCUAC